Molecule: messenger RNA, 1269 nt
Organism: Schistocerca gregaria
Lineage: Eukaryota; Metazoa; Arthropoda; Insecta; Orthoptera; Acrididae
Product: probable ATP-dependent RNA helicase ddx20
Exons: 1
Coding region: 1-1269 (422 amino acids)
Biological process (GO): spliceosomal snRNP assembly
Cellular component (GO): SMN complex
Molecular function (GO): RNA helicase activity; RNA binding; ATP binding
Source: RefSeq, a predicted model, not a curated record
AUGAAGCUUGGAAAGCAAAUAAAUGGCCUUUUGGCACAGGUAUUUAUUGGUGGUAUGCCGUUUGCCAAAGACAUUCAAAAAUUGAGUCCCUGUAAUGUGGUCGUCGGUACAGUUGGAAGAAUAAAACAAUUGAUUAAGUAUGGGCACUUAGACACACAACAUAUUAAACUGUUGAUUGUCGACGAAGCCGACAAAAUUUUCGAAGCCGAAUCGCUGGAAAAAACAACUAUGGCUAUUCUUGAAGCUUUGCCACCUAAAAAACAGUUCAUGGCCUUCUCGGCCACCUAUGCGCAGGCAAUGAUUGAUAGAAUUUCUUCUUUAAUGAAUCAUCCUGAAAUAAUUUUGACCACUCCAACAAGACCUAUCCUAGAGGGAGUCAGGCAGUACUAUGAAAUUAUUGAAUUCGACAAGGACUCGUCAGAUGUCAAUGCCAACCAUUCGUCUGUGUUUUAUUGCAAAACUAAAAAAUUGGUAGAAAUUCUGGCACAAAUUUCGUUUCAUCAAUGUAUAAUAUUUUGCAAUCACAAAAUAAGAAGUAAAUGGCUAACAGAGCAGCUCAAUUCUAUGGGAUGGCCAACGUCGUUCAUUUCCGGAUAUUUCAGACAAAAAGAACGAUGUGAUAUAAUGACAAAAUUGAGAGAAUUUCGAAUUCGAAUUUUAGUGUCUACAGAUCUUAUAUCUCGUGGUGUUGAUAUUGAGCGAAUUAAUCUAGUUAUCAACAUGGACAUGCCAAUAGAUGCUGAAACAUACUUACAUAGAAUAGGUAGAACCGGCAGAUUUGGAACGUACGGAGUGGCCAUCAAUCUUGUAUCAGUUGAAGAAAAAAAAUUUUUAGAUCAAUUUGCCUCACAUUAUCAAUGUGUAAUUGAAUAUUUACCAAAGGUAAUUCCAGCUGAGUUCUAUUACUACGAUCUGUCAAGUGAACAAGAAAAGAAGCAGUCUAGGAAGCUUGAAAUCAUAAAGCAAAAUGCAAAAUCGGAUCUAAUUGACACUGAACCAAUUCUCGAAAAAGAAAAGACAAAAAAGAAAAGACAAAAAAAGGAUUGCCACGAUACUGGGAGUGAGCACGGUUUAAAUAACAAUGACUCAUCAACCUUGUUUUCACAAGAUCACCUAAUUCUGGAAGAAGGUGAUGGACACUCGUGCGAAAUCUAUCCGCCGCGUCCUCCUCCUCUGCCGGGAAUGCCUAAUAUUCAGUUUCAACAAUACAUCAAAUAUAUACAUGAAUUCUAUUUUCCGAGUUUAAAACAGUUGAUGCUCAAAAAAUAA